AUGCACCCUUAAAUAGAUUUUUUUAAAAUUAAUCAUAUCACUUUUAUGCUUAUUGAAUAAGUUUAUGGUACAUAAAUUCAGACAUUGAUUUCAAAAAUGUUAGAUCCAAUAAAUUAUAACAGACCUGAUUUUUUUGAAGCGCUGUAAUAUUUGAAUAGGAAUUCAAUAGCAAAUUUAUCUACAGAAUAACUAGAGUAUCAAGGAAAUGAUAUAUUAAAAAGUUAAAAUUCAUAUUUUAGGAACACACCAGAUAUGUUUGAUACUUUGAGAAGAGAAUCAAAAUAUCCAAACUAAUUAUGCGACAGUGUUGAUACAACUUCAGAUUUUCUAAUUUAGGGUUAAGUAAAUUUGUCAAGUGAAGAAAAUAACAACUUAUAUGAUGUCCAAGUAUCAACUUAAACUGGAAUAAGUAAACAAUAAAACUAAAUUAGGUAGUAAUAAGAAUCAGAAAUAAUGCUGUUCAUCAAAAUAUAUAAAUAAGACCAAUAUUUUGAUUUUUUGUUCAAUUUUACUUUUACUAGUAUUGUUUAUCCUUUUAUUAAAGUAUCAAAUAUGA
This is a messenger RNA of Paramecium primaurelia, 556 nucleotides long. Lineage: Eukaryota; Ciliophora; Oligohymenophorea; Peniculida; Parameciidae. The record is from the annotation of a GenBank genome assembly.